GGCUGGACAUAUGUGCCUGGUCUCGUUACGCAUCCUUGCCUGCGGUCUGCGAAUCAAGCACUGAUUGCCAUGGCUGGAGCAUCCUCCAACAUCAAGGAAGAGAUGGAGUUGACUAUGAAGGAAGACCUGGACUCUGGAAACCAUGGGCCAAGCCAGGAGCAGCUGCUGAUGGCAGAAAUGAUGGAGCGUGGGAUCCGCUCCCUGGGCUUUGGUCAGCGCAAGCAGAAAGCAGAUCCAAAGCCUUCUGGCUCUGCUAGUCCACUAGCUUGGAGUCCAGCUCCCCCCCGGAACAAGAAAACGGGACCCCCGUUCAGGGUGCCGAGGGAAACAAGCCAUGGCGAUGUCCCGCCCCCCCUGGAUUUUACUGGGGCCUUCCAAGGCUUGAAGUUCCGUCAUGAGCGCAAUCCGGACUUAGACAUGCUUGCAGAGAUUGGCCUGGAAGAGCUGAAUGGACUGGAGAUGGAGGUCAUGAGAAGACAGAUGAGUGUCAUCACUGAGCGCCUGCGUGCUCUGGAGGACCAGGGAGCUACCUGGCACUACCGUGAGACCAUCUUCUUCACCAUAGUGGUGUCCGCUUGUCUCGCCAACCUGUGGCUGUGGAUGCGCCAUUGAGACUGCCACCCAUGCAUAGCCUCGCUCCCCCUGCUGCCCAGGGCCUGGGACCACACUUGCAAACCUCCUGCUCUCCACCUGCAACUCCAGGCACUGCCUAGGCCAUCUGCCAACCCCGUAUGCCCCUUCUCCCCUUCCUUGUCGCAGGCUUAGCACACACUCAAUAAAGUCUAAUGAAAGCAGCA
Erinaceus europaeus (western European hedgehog) is the source of this 797-nucleotide messenger RNA. It is a transcript of the gene FATE1, whose product is annotated as fetal and adult testis expressed 1. The transcript is spliced from 5 exons. Gene Ontology annotation, cellular component: endoplasmic reticulum; mitochondrial outer membrane; mitochondria-associated endoplasmic reticulum membrane contact site. Bases 70 to 612 code for a protein of 180 amino acids. Lineage: Eukaryota; Metazoa; Chordata; Mammalia; Eulipotyphla; Erinaceidae. The record is from RefSeq and is a predicted model, not a curated record. Gene Ontology annotation, biological process: negative regulation of mitochondrial calcium ion concentration; negative regulation of apoptotic process. Gene Ontology annotation, molecular function: ubiquitin protein ligase binding.